Molecule: messenger RNA, 2942 nt
Organism: Nicrophorus vespilloides
Lineage: Eukaryota; Metazoa; Arthropoda; Insecta; Coleoptera; Silphidae
Exons: 18
Coding region: 21-2942 (973 amino acids)
Biological process (GO): detection of chemical stimulus involved in sensory perception of taste; sensory perception of chemical stimulus
Cellular component (GO): membrane
Molecular function (GO): taste receptor activity
Source: RefSeq, a predicted model, not a curated record
CUAUUAUUAUUAGUCGAAGGAUGAUGGAGAGUUUGCACUGGAGUUUAUCGGGCGUGAUAACGUUUGGCCAAAUCUUCGCACUAUUUCCUAUCACCGGCAUCUACAAAUGCAAUCCCUGCGAUUUGGAGUUUUCUUGGACGAAUUGGAAGACCAUAUACAGUUUAAUCGCUGUCUUAGGAAAUUUGUUCAUCAUUUUCACCGUCUUCUACGAGAUGGUCCGUAUCGGAACAGAUCUUUACAUAGCCAGCGUUUUCGUUUUUCAUUUCUGCAAGAUUUGCAUAACCCUAUCGUUUCUGUACCUUGCCAAACAUUGGCCUAGGCUGAUGCGCGAAUGGAUGGCCAUCGAGAGGCAUUUCAAAACGUACGGAAGCAUAAAGAUCACCAAUAAGAUACGAAUCCUUUCGAUCACGCUGCUUACCUUUACAACAGCUCAAUACAUCGUUUUCCAAAUCACCAGAUUUACAGUUUCUGAACGUUGCGCCGAGCACGAUACAAUCAAACAUUUCUAUACAAUUGUUAUGUUUCCUUAUGUUUUCGAAGUCUUCAGCUAUUCCAUCUGGAUCGCCGUUUUCCUGCAGAUCAUCGACGUGUUCUCCGCCAUUGCCUGGAGCUACGUCGACUUAAUCAUCAUGAUCCUCAGUUCAGCACUGGCUUUAAGAUUCAAACAGAUCACGGACAAGUUGGAAGUCAUGGCCGAAUCUAAAAUAAUUUACGAGAGAUCAUGGAAAAUACUUCGCGAAGAUUACAACAAGCUUUGCAGACUGUGCAAGUGCCUGGACAACGCCAUAUCCUACGUAGUUUUGAUGUCCUUCGGCAGCAAUCUGUUCUUCAUACUGAUCCAACUUUUCAACAGCUUACGACCGAUGAAGACCAACCUCGAUAAGUUCUACUUUUUCUUCUCCUUUGGCUUCCUCAUCAUGCGAACCAUCUUUGUGUCCAUCUACGCCGCUUCGGUCAACGACGAGAGCAAAAAACCGAUCUCUAUCCUAAGCUCAGUGCCAUCUCAUGUUUACAACUUGGAAAUUCGCAGAUUCAUCCAGCAGAUCAGCUUCAAUUCUAUCGCGAUAACUGGACGGAAUUUUUUCAGCGUGACGCGAGGUCUUAUUCUAAGCAUAGCCGGUGCGAUUGUGACUUACGAAUUGGUUCUGAUUCAGUUCAACGAGCAGUUGCUGAGGGCGGAAGCGGAGAAUCCGACGGACAUUUUUAAGAAGUGGCAAAUGCUUGUAAGCAAAGGCACCCAGUCGAGGGCGAGCAACAUCCAACAAUCCCUGAGAGGGGUGUUGAUCGUAGCCAACAUAUUCUCCUUGAUUCCCAUUAGCGGCGUCAUUCGAAACACCAAUCUACGUUUCAGAUGUCUAUCUGCAAAAGUACUUUACAGCCUCUCCAAUAUCCUAAUCACAUCCUUCAUACUAUCCGUCGCCUUUUACCAUUCAAUUACGUACGACACAGAUUUUCCUCAAAUUGUGGAAGACAUAUUUUACGUGAGUUCAAUCGUCACUUCGAUCCUCUUUCUGCAUCUAGCCAGAAACUGGCCCAAGCUAAUAACAAAAUGGAGCAGAGUCGAUGCCUCGAUGGCCUACAAGUACGGAUUCCUAAAAAAUCUGGACUUGCGUAUCAAACUAACAAUGAUAACAUUCUUAACGUUAGCCACAGUACCCGUUAAUAUCGAUAGCAACAAACCCAAAAAAGAGAUAAUGGAUCUCGAGAUAUACAAGAGGAUUUUCUCAGGAAUCCGGAAACGCACUCGCGUCAGCUUAAUGAUUCACGAGAAUACCACAGAGAAUUUACAAAUCAGCUUUCGGUGGAUUCUGCUCUUAUCGCAAUUCUUCGGCAUUUUACCUUUCCAAGGUGUAAUGAGAUCUAGCGGAGAUAAUCUGAGCUUCAAGUUGGCAUCAUUCAAGGUGUUUUUUUCCUGCACGAUUUUUGCAAUGCACAUUUUCAUGGCCACGAUGAGCGUAUUCGAUAUGAUCAACGAUGGCAUCGAUUUCAGAAGUUUGAAUGUGACGAUGAUAUAUGUCCCCGGUUUGCUCAUUCAUCUGAUGUUCUUCAAGUUAGCGCUCAGGUGGCCUUCCUUGAUGAAGGCUUGGUGUGAACUUGAAACUUCCAUGCGCAAAUACGGAUACCCCAAACGUUUAUCCAGAACGAUUAACAUCCAGAUCGUUUUCAUCGUCCUGGCCAGCCUAAUUGAAUAUUCCUUCUCUGUUUGGAGUUCAUUUUACGCCAUUUGCGAGACGUUGGAGAAGGGUCAGAGUCCAUUGAAGGAGAUGACCGAAACCAUGUACAGCUUCGUUCUGCAGUAUACGGGAUACAGCACGACCUUCGCAGUGUUUCUCCUGGCCGCCAAUUUUGUCUGCAUGUUCAUCUGGAAUUUCAUGGAUCUGUUCAUAAUGAUACUGAGCGGUGCACUCUCGGAAAGGUAUAGUCAGAUCACCAGGCGUAUCAAAAUCGCCACAGAUUGGAAUACUGGCCAAGAAGUAUUUUGGAAAAGCAUUAGAGAGGACUACAACGAGGUGACAAAACUUUUCAGAAAGCUCGAGUCCUGCAUUUCCAGCAUCGUGCUCCUAAGUUUCUCAAUUAAUCUCUACUACAUUUUAGUGCAACUAUUCCAAAGCCUUCACCAGAAGCACAAUGGAGUUGAAAGUCUGUACUUCUUUCUAUCGUUUGGAUUGCUGCUCUUGAGAACGGUUGCUGUAGCGUUGUUUGCGGCUAAAGUAAACGAAGAAAGCAAGCAGCCUCUGCAAUAUUUGACGCUAGUGCCAUCGGAAAUUUACUCAGUCGAAGUGGAAAGGUUAAUGAUACAGAUAUGCCACGAUCCUAUUGCUCUCACCGGAUACAGGCUGUUCUAUAUAACCAGAGGACUGAUUUUUACUAUUGCCGGCACUAUAGUCACCUACGAGCUCUUCUUGUUUCAAUUCAAUAUAAGCGCUACUUUCUACAAAUAA